AAAAAAUGGCUAAACGAAAGGUGGACUUUGAAAACAGGGGUUUUCAGGACAGGUGGGAGUCACAGUAUAUGUUCGCGGAUGUAAAGGGAAAAGCUGUGUGUCUCCUGUGCGGAGACAGCGUGUCUGUAAUGAAAGAAUACAACAUAAGAAGACACUAUGAAACGAAGCACCACGACAAAUACAAGCAUCUGGACACGACACAAAGGCUACAGAAGGUAGAAGAGUUAAAAAGAAGUCUGGUGUCACAGCAGGCUAUGUUCACUAAAGCCAAAUCACAAAGCGAGGCUGCUGUUAAGGCCAGUUUUAUUGUGGCAGCAGAGGUCGCAAAAUCAGCCAGGCCCUUUAGCGAGGGGGAAUUUGUCAAAAACUGCAUGAUUAAAGUUUGCGACGCCGUGUGCCCAGAAAAAAGGCAAGCAUUUUUAAAUGUGAGCCUGAGCCGAAACACUGUUGCUGAUCGUGUGCCUCACCUUGCUACCAAUCUCCAACAACAGCUUGUGAGAAAGGGAAACGAUUUCAUAGCAUACUCCCUUGCUGUGGAUGAGAGCACCGACACUUCUGAUACUGCCCAGCUGUCAAUUUUCAUCCGUGGAGUGGACUCAAGCCUGUGCGUAACAGAAGAGUUAUUGGGAUUACACUCAAUGCAUGGCACAACUACGGGGAAAGAUAUCUUUGAAGAGGUGUCCAGAUGUGUAGAUAAAAUGGGGUUGCCUUGGGAUAAACUUGUGGGACUGACAACAGAUGGAGUGCCUGCGAUGUGCGGUCAAAAAAGUGGAUUGGUGGGGAGGAUCCGAGAAAAGAUGCAGGAGGAAAACGUCACAGGUGAGCUGACAGCUUAUCACUGCAUCAUACACCAGGAAUCCUUGUGUGGCAAAGCCUUGAAAAUGGAACAUGUGAUGAGCAUCAUAAAAAAAACGGUUAACUUUAUCAGAGCCAAAGAUUUAAAACUCGGCAUACUUGGUGCUGAGUUCACAUGGCGAUUUGCCGAUUUUGAAGCUCAAAAAAGCAGGUUUGAACUGCUCAGUAAUCCAUUUACAGCCGAUGUGGAAAGCACACGAUCAAACCUCCAAAUGGAGCUGAUUGAGCUCCAAUGUAGUGACACACUGAAGGCAAAAUAUGAGUCUGUGUGUGCUGCAGAGUUUCCACGUUUCAUCCCCAAUACAAUGCCCCAGAUGCGCUCCCAGGCUGCUCAAACGCUCUCUAUGUUUGGCAGCACAUACUUGUGUGAACAACUCUUCUCUUUGAUGAAGAUAAACAAAACUUCACACAGGACUCGUCUUACUGAUGAACACCUUCACUCAAUCCUGAGGAUUUCCUCAUUUCAGAGCCUGACCCCAGACAUUGAUGAACUUGUAUCCAAGAUGAGACACCAAGCAUCUGGCUCAGACCAAUGA
Molecule: messenger RNA, 1391 nt
Organism: Xyrauchen texanus (razorback sucker)
Lineage: Eukaryota; Metazoa; Chordata; Actinopteri; Cypriniformes; Catostomidae
Product: general transcription factor II-I repeat domain-containing protein 2-like
Exons: 1
Coding region: 6-1391 (461 amino acids)
Source: RefSeq, a predicted model, not a curated record